Molecule: messenger RNA, 2469 nt
Organism: Paralichthys olivaceus (Japanese flounder)
Lineage: Eukaryota; Metazoa; Chordata; Actinopteri; Pleuronectiformes; Paralichthyidae
Gene: rrp8
Product: ribosomal RNA processing 8
Biological process (GO): cellular response to glucose starvation; regulation of transcription by glucose; rDNA heterochromatin formation
Cellular component (GO): nucleolus; chromatin silencing complex; rDNA heterochromatin
Molecular function (GO): methyltransferase activity
Source: RefSeq, a predicted model, not a curated record
CCUCUAGUGUGCUUGCGUCAUCUACUCGCGCCUGAACUGCUGUUUGAUUCGUGCUCGAGAAACAAAACGUGGCUUUCGCUCCUGACAAGAAACUAAUGAAUGUUAUCGAAUGAAGAUUCAAUCCAUUCACGGAAGAUACACAAUAGAUUGUAAAUAUUGAAAACGUUUUGUGUGAAGAGCGAGAUCAACACAACAAACUGUCUGACAACUGAACUGUCCUCGUGGAAACAUGUUUAAUGAGGAGGAAGACUGGAGUGACGAACAAGACGCUCAAACUUUGAGUCAAACUGUCUGUAAAAACAAACAGAAGGUGAACAGCGCUGAUGUCAAGUCCAAGCUUGUUGGGAAGAAGAGUCUGCUGCGGACCCUGCAAACUCUGGGAUCAAUACCUGAGUGGAAAUACAAUGACCACCAGCAGGACAGUGACAGCGAGAUUGAGGCAGAAGCAGCUUCGUCACCAACCAAGAGAAAGAAGAAGAGGAGGAAAAAGGGAAGACAUGCAAAGACAUCAGUGGAGCAGCAGGAGAAUGGAGAUUUGGAUCAGAGCAUCGAGAAGGAAAAACCUGUGGCAAGAAAGAAAAGUAAAGACAACAAAGUUGUGGCCAGGAAGAUAAAAACCAUGUCUGCAGGCGAGACAAAGGAUGAAGAAAUGACAAAAUCUGCAAAGAUGAACAUAAACAAACCAGGCGACACUGAGAGACUGAGUAGACAACAAUGGAAAAACAAGAUGAAGAACAAGAAGAAAGGUAAAAAUAAAUACCGCCAGAAUACGGAGGAGAAGAAUGAAACAGAAUCUGCAGAUAAACACAAGCCAAAGGAGGAAGUAAAAACAGAUUCAUGCAUCAACAAAAACAGUCAAAAACCCACUGAGACCACAGGUCCAAAAAAGAAAAGUGAGACAGAACGUAAACUACAGAAAAGGAAACAGACUGACGAGGACAGUGGCAUAUUGUGUGCACCAGAAAUACUGAGAGAGGAAAAGCAGCGGACUGAAAAACAGAACAAAACAAAGGGUGGUUUUGAACACGCUAAGAUCACAGAUGAUCUGCAGCAGUUACCUAAUAAAAGACUGAAACCCGAGCUGAGCAAAGAACAGAUUCUGAAACGAGAGAAGCUGCGGAAAAUGCUCCAGGUCAAAGAACCAGACCAACGAGAGAGUCCCGCAGAGCAGAAAGACGAGCAGGCGGCACCAGUGGAGGAGGUGAAGCUCGACCGCUCCGCCUCCCUCAGGUUGCGCAUGGAGCAGCGCUUGGAGUCGGCCCGUUUCCGUUACAUUAACGAAGUGUUGUACAGCACGUCCAGCGGCGACGCCAAGCGCAUGUUCAAGCAGGAUCCUCAAGCCUUCUGGAUCUACCACAGAGGAUACACCACACAGGUCCAGAAAUGGCCCGCCAACCCGGUGGACGCCAUCAUCUCCUACAUUCAGCUAAAAUCGCCCUCUAUGGUGGUUGCAGACUUUGGUUGCGGCGACUGUAAAAUAGCUCGCAGUGUGGAGAACAAGGUGCACAGCUUCGACCUGGCAGCUGCCUGUGAGCUGGUCACAGUCUGUGACAUGGCCAACGUGCCGCUUCGUGACUGCUCUGUGGACAUCGCAGUGUUCUGCCUCUCCCUCAUGGGGACCAACCUAGCAGAUUUUUUAGCAGAGGCCAAUCGAGUCUUAAAGAUGGGGGGUGUGCUUAAAAUAGCAGAAGUGGCCAGCAGGUUCGACAACGUGCGGAGCUUCCUCACUGCUCUGGCUAAUCUGGGAUUCAAGUUGGUUUCCAAGGAUACGGAGAACACUCAUUUUUACUCCUUUGAAUGUGUGAAGUCAGGAAAUGCUCCAGAAAAUGUUAAGAAGUUUGGACUUCAGCUGAAGCCUUGUCUGUACAAGAAAAGAUGAGGAAGUUAGAGAACUUCAUAGAAAUUAAAAUUUUUCAUUUCAUUUUCCAACAUGUUGUUUCUGUUUGUCAUUUUUUAAAGUGAUAUACUUUCAUUUAAAUGUGUCACAUUCUGAUGAUACAGGUUUGGUCACAGACUCCAACGUGGUUAAAUUAUGUUUAUUGUAUGUACAUGCUUUGUUUUACCUGAAGUGUCCUUUCUGAGCAGAAACAGCUCAGGUUGAAUUCUCUGAUUUAUGUGGAAUAAAUCGUUAAGUCAGAAGUGAAACCUACAUACACAGCUACAUGACUCACUCUGUGUACCCUGAUCAUUUAGGCAAUUUAAUACAAAUGUCAUUUAAAUUUAAAAUUGUUAUAUGGUUAAAAAAAAGUCUUUGACAUGCAAUUGUUAAUGAUGCAAAAUACAAACUUAAAAAAUGAAUCUGGUGUGUGCGUGUUGAACAACUUUAGGAGCGUAUGGUUACUUUAAAUUGUUUUGAUCUGUUUUAUUCAUUCCACACAUGUAAACAGACAAACACAGGAAGACACCUACAGUACAUAUUCCUGACAUAAAUGCAAAUAAAUCUGACAUCCACUUUGUUUAUGAUUACAA